AUGGCCAUCAUGUUGGUACGACAUCCCACAACUCGGCGGCACAAACCAUCGCAUGCUGACAGCACCCAAACAGACACAUCGUUCCUGUCGAGCUUGCGAAACGUGAGAAAACUCGGCCUCAACUUCGAUCUGGAUACAACAGCUGCUCUCCUCGAGAUCGCGCGCGGCCUCGUGCAGGGAAACAGCCCCCACCUCGUUGAUCUCACACUCACCGUUCCCCUCACCGCCCUCACCCGUGCAACAGAGGCGGACCUCAUCGAGCUCGCCGACCUCACCUCCCGCAGGCCUUUCUCCACUGUGAAGAAUGCGAGCAUUCGCCUGGCCUGGAAGAAAAGCAAUGUAGGGGCACGUGGAGCGCUAGCAUUGGAAGUCUUGUCCAGGAUGUGGCCCCUCAUCAGUCAAGAUGCACAAGUAGAUGUGACUCUACUCAACGAGUUUUUUAAGGAAACCUGGAAGUGGAGCCGUAAAGAAAAGGACGCAAAGACCGGAGAGAAGUGGAACGCUGAAGUCGAGACGGGAACAUCAUUCUGGCAAGGAGAAGGAAGUCGUGCGAGGGGAGGCGGCGUUGUGGGGAGUGUGAACGCGAAGAGAGGCGGACCGGGCGAAGUGGACGAGGAUGGGGGAAUGGACGCGGGGAAGACAAAGAUCGCGCACACGGGCGCUGGCGAGACGACGAAGAAUACGAGGGCGACGGUCAGGAGGAGGUCGUGGGCGUAG
Molecule: messenger RNA, 717 nt
Organism: Epithele typhae
Lineage: Eukaryota; Fungi; Basidiomycota; Agaricomycetes; Polyporales; Epitheliaceae
Exons: 2
Coding region: 1-717 (238 amino acids)
Source: RefSeq, a predicted model, not a curated record